Messenger RNA from Penicillium atrosanguineum, 714 nucleotides. RefSeq lists its product as uncharacterized. The coding region runs from base 1 to 714 and encodes 237 amino acids. The transcript has a single exon. The record is from RefSeq and is a predicted model, not a curated record. Lineage: Eukaryota; Fungi; Ascomycota; Eurotiomycetes; Eurotiales; Aspergillaceae.
AUGUCGGAAAUCCAGCCCCGCUUCCAACAGCUAUUCACAGAGCUGGAGAACCGCUUCAAAACCACCACCCUAGGCAGCGACAAGUGGUAUGUCCUCGCCACGGCCACUCUAGCCGCAAGCCCAGAUCCUGAGCGCGCAGACCAGCUCUACUUGCACCUCUGCGGCCAGCCAGACUACGCGACCUCGCCCGCCCGCCAGGCACUAGUCCGCCGUCUCCGCGAAGCACUCAUCAAAGCCGUCCCAAUUGUCGGCGUCUGUAAGCCCUUGGAAGCAAUCAUAUCCAUUAGUCAAGUUGAGCGCGAUGAAGACAAAGAUUAUACAUCCACGCGCGAAGGCUGGCAAUGCGACCAGGCCAACCAUGACCGCGGCACCGGGUGGAUGCAAAAGCUGUAUUCGCGUAACACGGUUAGUACUUUGAAUCUGUUUGCUGCGCAUAAGGAUUUCACUUGGCUUUCCGAGGAGAUCACUUAUGGGCUGUUCUUGUCGGAUCGUCAGGUGCUGGAUGAUGUGGACACUCAGCUUGUUGUGCUGCCGGGUAUCAUGAGCCAAAAUCUGCCUAAUGAGACGCACUGGCAUAUUCGGGGUACGCGACGCUUGGGUCUUUCUAAGGAAGAGGUUCAGGUUAUUUGGGACUGUGUGCAGCUUGUGGCGCACUUCUUCGAUGUGAAGUUGAACAAGGUGCCUACUGUUGAGCAGGUGGAGUAUGAUGUUUAG